Messenger RNA from Portunus trituberculatus (swimming crab), 3216 nucleotides. Its product is annotated as relaxin receptor 1-like. Gene Ontology annotation, cellular component: membrane. The record is from RefSeq and is a predicted model, not a curated record. The coding region runs from base 3 to 2330 and encodes 775 amino acids. Gene Ontology annotation, biological process: G protein-coupled receptor signaling pathway. Lineage: Eukaryota; Metazoa; Arthropoda; Malacostraca; Decapoda; Portunidae. Gene Ontology annotation, molecular function: protein binding; G protein-coupled receptor activity. The transcript is spliced from 19 exons.
GCAUGGUGUGUGAGCCCGGGUGGUUCCCCUGCCAAUCUGAGGAAGUGUGCGUGGAGCGGAGGUUCAUCUGUGACGAUCACUUCGAUUGCGUGGACCACAGUGAUGAAUGGAACUGCACGGACCAUCACGUUGAUGACUUCGUGGACAUGCUCUUCAGAAAGCGACCUGAUGAGGACUCCGAAAAGAGACGAGGACGGUGUGAGCUGGAGGAGCCGCCAAAGGAGUGCCGCUGUGCUGAUUUGAGUCUCUUCUGCGAGUCACGACGUCUGCAGGCUGUUCCUUCUCCUCUGCCGCCCACCGCUCGCUACUUAGACAUCUCCGGCAACUUCAUUCCCGCUCUCACUUCCUCCACCUUCUCCCGCCUGCCUCACCUCCGCGUCUUAGUGGUGAUCAGGGCGGGAGUGCGGGAACUGCGGCGUGGUGUGUUCUCCUCCAUGGCGCAGAUCGACGAAAUCCACCUCACCGGCCACGACAUCCACACGCUUGAGAACGGCACCAUGGAGGGCACUGGCUCGCUCACCCAUCUACAGUUGAGUAGCAAUAACAUUAGUGACGUCUCCGAUGGUUUCUUCGUGCACAACAUCAAUCUGAAACGUCUGGAGCUGAACGAUAACCAACUCAGCAGGCUUCGUCCCUCCAUGUUUCGCGGCCUUGCUUCCCUGAGAAAUCUGUACGUGGAGAGGAACAAAAUGAGGCACUUGGAGGCUCACGUGUUUGAUGAGGUGCCUAAUCUACAAUUCCUCUACCUCGGCUCCAACCAGCUGAGGACCAUCGCCCCGGGAACCUUCAGGCGCCUCUCCCACCUCCAUCUUCUGUCCCUGGAGAGAAACCUGCUGGCCACUCUUACCAACGGCACCUUUCACGGCCUGGCGCGCCUCAAAACCCUCAUUCUUCAGGACAACGGCGUCGAGGAAGUGGAGCAAGGAACCUUCAGUGAGCUGGUGUCGGUGGAGUCCAUGAACCUCCAAGGAAGCCACCUCCAGGACGGCCCACAAACAGCCGUCUUCGGAAACAUGACCAGCUUGGAGUACAUAUAUUUCGAUGAGUUUCGCCUCUGUUCCCUGGCGCUGCACGUGCGGGUGUGUGAGCCCAAGGGGGACGGCAUCUCCUCCGUCGAGCACCUUCUUGACAGCCUGGUGCUACGAAUCAGUGUGUGGGUGAUGGGGGUCCUCGCCUGUGUGGGAAACCUGGUAGUCCUAAUUGGUCGUUUCGUGGUGAAGGAACCCAACCAAGUACACUCCUUCUACAUCAAGAACCUUUCCCUCUCCGAUUUUCUGAUGGGGAUUUACCUCUUCGUCAUCGCCUCUUACGAUGCUUCCUUCAGGGGCGCCUACAUCAGACAUGAGUACACCUGGCGGCGGUCGUGGCAGUGCAGCUUAUGUGGGUUCCUCAGCACACUCAGCUCAGAGGCGUCGGUGUUCACGCUCACCACCAUCACUCUGGACCGCUACUUCUCCAUCGUGCACCCUCUCACUCUAAAGGAGAGAACGCUGCGGGCGGCGGUUGUGGUGAUGGGCUGUAUCUGGAUGGUGGCGGUGGUCCUGGCGCUCCUCCCCGUGUCUGGGCUUAACUAUUACGGCGAUAACUUCUACGGGAGUAACGGCAUGUGUCUCCCUCUGCACAUACACGACCCCUACGCCAAGGCGUGGGAACAUUCAGCCAUCAUCUUCAUAGGCCUCAACUUGGUGGCCUUCAUGUUCAUCGCCUACGCCUACGGGAGGAUGAUUCUGUCUAUAAGGGAGUCUCAAAGCUCUCUGCGGUCCACCCAGGAAAAGCAGGACCGGGUGCUGGUGAAGCGGUUCGCAUUUAUCGUUGGCACUGACUUUCUGUGCUGGAUGCCCGUCAUUAUCAUCAAGUUCAUUGCCUUGGGAGGUGUUGUUAUCGAUAAGACUCUGUACGCUUGGCUGGCUGUGUUCGUUCUGCCCGUCAACUCAGCACUCAACCCCAUCCUGUACACGCUCGCCACCAAGAUCUUUAAGCAGCAGGUGGUCAAGAUGGUGUUCAACAUGAGCAGGUGGCCCACGGCUCCCCCACGCCCCGGCAAUGACUCCAAUCCUCCAACUCAUACGUCACUCUAUACCGAGGUCGCUUCCACGCCGGUCAGGUGUCGACACGGACCAGCUCCUCGGGGUUCCACCGGCCACGUCCCCCAAGUCUUGACGCCCGAGGGUUCUACAGAGGGCGCGAGACUCCCACGAUCCCAUGCACCUGUCCGCCUGCUUGUGAAAUUUGAGGUCCCGCAUCUCCCUCGCUCGUCACUCUCCUCUCUUGCGCCUCUCAGUGACUCAGUGAUUGACUCUUCUGGGCCAGCGAGGCUUCAGAAUCAGUGAGCUCAAAGUGUUGUGCUAUAAAAAUAUUCCGUCAGUUACUUUGACCCUCGUGAUGUGAAACUAUGCUGGCGGUGUGUGCUGCAGUGGGUGCCGUGGUUGUGGACGUGGUGUGGGUGUCAAUGUCAGCGGUGAAUGUUAUGUACGUUACUUCCAACUGACUGUGAGUAUCCAGCUUAACCCUGACUGACCUAACCCUGAUGAAGUGAGGAGUGACACAAGGCAGCACGGAGCGAAACAAUUCGAUGAAUGAAGGCCAAGGAAAUGAUUCGCUAGACAGUGAUGAACCUAAUGUAUAUUUUUGACAUACGAUACAGACUCGAUAGAUUCCCUGCAUAUCUUUAAUUUUCUAUAUCAUGUGAUGGAGACUCUAGUGACGUGUAAUGUUUAAUCUUUCUCUCAAGGCUCAAAAGAAUACGGUGACUUUCACCAUUACAAAAGGCUGUGUGUGUGAUACUGUAUCCCAACAUUCCACUUUUAAAUCUUCUGAACUCGCUCCACUUUUCCUUAUGUAUCAGAAGCAUUGUGUAAAUUGAUAGAUUCUAUUUUUCUCGUCAACAGGGUCUUAAAGCGCCGGAAGAUAAUCAAAGUAUGGGUAAGUGGAAGGCGUUUCAGUGUAAGGGACGUGUUAUAUUUCUGUAUCAUUCAGGAUCCUUCACAACACUGCCCUCCAUUAAGUGUUGCCCCCAAGACUCGUUCCCUGACGCAUCCUGAACAUAUGGACGAGCAAACGAUUCCGCAGUUCACUCCAGGAUGCUGCUUGCGUGUGUCCUGUGUGCUGUCUACAAUAUUGUUCUCUUCCAAGGUCAUUCAUUAUAUUAUAAAGUAUUUUGGACUUGCAAGUUGUUUCCUCAAUUGUAUGAUAGCGUGUAAAUGUGUGUGUGUGUGU